GUACUUGAGUUUUUUGUCAUCUGAUGUUGGAUAUUACUGGGACUGAUAUUUUUGAACUCCUUGGUUUUAUGCUAGAUGCUGAUUUAAUGAGCAGGUUUCAAGGUGUUUUCCGGAGGUAGUUCAUGUGCGUUCACUUUAUGCUCUACACGUCCAGGAAAUACAGCGGAUAAACGUAAUUGCAAUACACUUUCGCUCGAAGACUGUCCCGCUGAUAUUUUAGAAAACUUAGACGGCUAUCUAUGUGGACAUUACCCACCACUAAUUGCAAUUCCUCGUACUCGGCAUUCAUCUAUAUCCCUUGGAGAAUUGGGCCAACUUAUGCUUCAGUCCAAGUUUGCACGAUGUCGAACACGAUUUGUGGUCCCUUCGUUUGCAUUUCAUCAGAAGUAUGUGUGCCGGUCUAGUACAUUGAGUGGCCCACUGGAAUUCUAUGGUCGUCAGGUUGCUACAGUUGCAGGUUUUACUUUCGAUGGACACGUUAUCAAUUCCCCACCAGGAGGAGAGCUCCCAGACAUGGUUCCUGAGACAGAAAGUGGGCGUCAAAGUCUAGAAAAAUUGCGUGAUGAUGACUGUGAACUGAUUCGACGCCUAAACGUGACUUAUAUCUGUGAUUUCAUGUUGGAGUAUAGAAAAAUAAAAUGUUGGGUCCCAAUUAGUUCUUCAGAAAAAGUGGAUCAACAAGGACGAUACAAUGAUCUUGUAAUCAUUCCUCUACCUUUUCCUGGUAGUGAAUUCUUCCGUAUAUGGCGUGAUUCUGGUUAUUUACUGCACAAUUUAUUUUUCGAUUGGAACCGGUCAGGUGUUGAAGUACCCGUUAAUCCAGACCUUAUUCCAAAAACUUUGCUAUCGGCUUCUGUAGAAUGGAUCGCAUACAAGUCCUGGGAUAUAUAUACAAUCACCUUGAACUAUAUGAAACUACUCCUUGGAUUGCUUUAUGAAGGUGCUGGUGGACUAUUGUUACAUUGUGUUUCUGGAUGGGAUCGUACACCAUUAUUUAUUUGUCUUUUACGUUGUCUGUUAUGGGCGGAUGAUUUAAUGCAUUGUAGUUUGAAACCAAUUCAAAUGCUAUAUCUUACUCUGGGUUAUGAUUGGUUUUUAUUCGGUCAUAAAUUACAAACACGUAUGGAGCUGGGAGAAGAGAUAUUACGAUUUACAUUUAAAUUUAUCAGUGAAAUGGCUCAUUGUACGGAUUUAUCACUUAGAACAGUGUAUGACAUUCACGUUGCAGAUGAGUCUAAAAGUUCAGAUUCAGAAGAUUCAUCGUUUGUAGACUUACGCUCUAGUGAUGACUUACAGCGUAUAAGACAAUCGCGGUUAGAAGAACUAUCCAGCUUAUUUUUUCAAUUUUGGAAUGAAGAAAUAGAACAACGUGGAAAUCGGUUAACUGCUAAUACCACUAAUUUGGAUAUAAAGGAGUCUGUUACUACGGAUGAAAAUAUAAUGUCACCGUUAUGCAACACAGGAAAAUCAAUUUUUGAUGAUGACAAUAUCCUAAAAAGUUCAGUUUAUGCGAAAGAUAAAGGCAGAUCCUCUGUGGAUAUGAAUCCUAUGAACUGCGAUAACAAUAAUCGUUCUGGAAGUCAACAGUCAGUUGUAUUUAAGAUAUCCAAUGUUUUAAGUUCUGCUGUAUCAGCCAUCACCACAAAUUUUGUCGCACCAUUGUUAUCAUCAUCAGAUUCAGGUUGCAGUAAUAAAAAAUCAGGAACAGAAAUUAUUAAGGAAUCAGUUACAUAGAAGUUAGCACUUUUAUUUCACUGUCAUUUCCUUGAAUACGUAUAUAUCAUAGUAAAUUGAUUCAAGAAGAUUAUCGGGUUAAAGAAGAAAUGAUAAUAUCAUGAAGAUAAAGUAACCUUUUGUAAUUUUUGUCGAAAAAGCAUAAUGCACUUUGAUUUUUUUUUGAUAAUAAUGAUUAAUUUUAUAUGCAUGUUCUUCAUUUAGCAGUGUAGUUUAUUUCCUUCCUCGGCUGUUAUCAAAUAUACAAGGCUACAAGCUAAUCAGUGG
Molecule: messenger RNA, 2001 nt
Organism: Heterobilharzia americana
Lineage: Eukaryota; Metazoa; Platyhelminthes; Trematoda; Strigeidida; Schistosomatidae
Source: the annotation of a GenBank genome assembly